This is a messenger RNA of Carcharodon carcharias (great white shark), 1598 nucleotides long. It is a transcript of the gene epdr1, whose product is annotated as ependymin related 1. Gene Ontology annotation, cellular component: extracellular region; lysosome. Bases 80 to 766 code for a protein of 228 amino acids. Lineage: Eukaryota; Metazoa; Chordata; Chondrichthyes; Lamniformes; Lamnidae. Gene Ontology annotation, molecular function: calcium ion binding. The record is from RefSeq and is a predicted model, not a curated record. The transcript has 3 exons. Gene Ontology annotation, biological process: cell-matrix adhesion.
GCGGCCGGUGACGCGGGUCACGCGGGGCGGCCGUUGGAUUGGGAAGCCGGUGGGGGAUUUUGGAGGCUAACGGUCGGUGAUGGCGGCUGUCGGCACAGGCUCGGGUCCGGGCCCGGGCCCGGGCCCGCUCUCGGUGCGGUUCCUGCCGCUGCUCUGCUGUUGCCUUGCCCCGGUCUUCGGCAUCGCCCGGGACUGGGAGCUCUCCCUCCAGCCCAAGCCGUGCCGGGCCCCCGAGCAGUGGGAGGGCAGGGCCGUGGUGUACGAGCACAGCACGGGCAGGAACAGCAGGGUGCUCCUCUCGUACGACGGCCACAACCAGCGGGUCCGAGUGCUGGAGGAGAAGAAAGGACACAUCCCCUGCAAAAAAUUUUAUGAAUACAUUUAUCUAUUUAAAAAUCCAGUCCUUUUCAAGAUUGAGCAAGUGACAAAGCAUUGCUCCAAACUACCCCUCAUUCAGCCAUGGGAUCCAUAUGACAUCCCUGACAACUCUACCUAUGAAGAUGAGUACAACAUUGGUGGACCAGGAGAUCAGAUUAAGGUCCAAGAAUGGUCAGAUCGAAAACCUGCUCGUAAAUUUGAAAGAUGGGUUGGAGUCUACACAGUUAAGGAUUGUUAUCCAGUGCAAGAGACAUACACGAAAAGCUAUAACGUAACAACAUCCACACGGUUUUUUGAUCUGCAGCUGGGGAUCAGUGACCCAUCUGUGUUCACCCCACCCAGCACCUGUCAGGUAGCCAGCUCAGAAGAGAAGAGCAGCGACUGCUAACUGUAGGUGCUGGCUUAGGGAACACAACAUUGGUUAUCAAGUGCACCUGCCACUAACAACCUUUUCUCUUUUUUAAGAGUUGUCACCUCUUUUUGGUGUCUCAGGAAGCUUUCAGUUCACUUCCCUCUGUGGGAGUUGGAGUUCCUCCAUAUGUCUGCUGAUUGAUGUGUUGCUUCCAAGGAAAAAAAAGUUUCUGCCUGCAGCUUCUGUCGUUUGUGUGUAAACAUGCCUUAGUGAUUAGCAUGGCUAAAUCUAUCUUAAUUAUCUGCCACAUAAUAACAGCACUGCUGCAGACUUCUACAAGUUACUAAAUAUAGUUGUCUCUUUAUAUCCUUUUAAUUUUUUGGGCAAGCAUUAAUCCCAAGGAAAAGUAACCGGUUACAAAUAGCCCUAAAAUAAAAGCAAAAUACUGCAGAGGUUGGAGAUCUGAAAUAAAAACAGUCAGAAAAUGUCAGCAGGUCUAUUAGCAUCUGGGCGAGAGAAAGAGUUUGUUUCAUAUCCAAUAUAACUCCGAAGAAGAUUCAUAUUGUACUCAAAACAUUAACUCUGUUACUCUCUCCACAGAUGGUGCCAGAACUGCUGAUGCUUUCCAGCACUUUGUGUAAAUUGUCCUAUCUACUUAUUCACAGAUGAAUGAAUGUCAAUAUAUAUUGCCUGAGGUGGUCUUGUAGCAUUUGGGUGUAUUACAAGCACUGUUUUAGUACAUUUAGAAAGUAUUGCUGGAAUAAGGCAUUUUUUAAAAGCUUUUUAAUCUUGCACUCAUCAGGGCAAUCUCACAAAUACCAAUGUCAGGGGAAGCAACAAUUUUAUACUGUAUGACAAGAGUGGUAGA